This is a messenger RNA of Acytostelium subglobosum LB1, 2808 nucleotides long. RefSeq lists its product as hypothetical. The transcript is spliced from 6 exons. Gene Ontology annotation, molecular function: zinc ion binding; tumor necrosis factor receptor binding; ubiquitin protein ligase activity. Gene Ontology annotation, biological process: protein autoubiquitination; negative regulation of centriole replication. The record is from RefSeq and is a predicted model, not a curated record. Gene Ontology annotation, cellular component: peroxisome; aggresome. Bases 1 to 2808 code for a protein of 935 amino acids. NCBI's taxonomy places the organism in Eukaryota, Evosea, Eumycetozoa, Acytosteliales, Acytosteliaceae.
AUGACUUCGAAGGGAUCAACAUUGGAAUCCAUUCAUGAUAUCAUAAAAUGCUCCAUCUGUCUUAACUCUGCGGAGAACCCUCGGUUCUGCCCCGUUUGCUCCGCCCUCUUCUGCAUGCAUUGCAUCAAUAAAUGGAUACAACACAAUCCUACAUGCCCUGCAUGCAGAGGAAAAUUGAACCACGAUAACCUGAGCUCUAAUCUUAUCGUUGCCAACAUCCUCAAUGAGCUUACAAAGUCACAGGAGUAUCUUCAACCGGAUCAUUGCACUUCACAUCACUUUGACAUGAUAUACUAUUGCAACAAUUGUCAAGAGUCGAUAUGUCCAGAUUGUUAUCUCUUCCAACACAAGGAUCACUCAAUCGAGAAGGUCUCAGUAAUCUACAACAAGAACUUGGAGAUAAUAAGAGUCGAGGAAGAAGCACUCAAGAAGAGACAAGAGGAACUACAUGAGCUAUCAUCCUUUAUCGACUCUGACACCAAUCAACUAUAUCAGAACAAGAGAGAGAUUGAAGAUGUCAUUGAUAAUGUAGUAGGUGACAUGAAGACCAGACUAAACAAUGAGUUUGAACAAAAGUAUUCAAUCAUAUCAAGUUCACAACAGAGAUUGAAUGGAGAGUUGACACAUAUGGAUGAUAUGUAUGAACAGUUGAUCAGUCAUUAUAAGAAGUCCCCGGGCGACUUUAUACAGUCGAGCGUUCAGUUGACAAAGAACUUGCAAGAGGUGCACAAGAACUCGAUACUGGAGAUAUACAAGCCGGUCAACACGGAUUUGACGUCAGAGAUAGCGCCACCAUUUGAGCAUCGUCUGCUCAAACUCAACGGCUUCCUCCAGGCGCCAAAGCCAUUCGCCAAUCGCAUCGAGUAUUAUGGCACGACUUGGGAGCUGACGUGUGGCGUCGACGACGACAACCUGUUCAUCAAUCUGAAGCUGCUCGACACGCCCGUCGAGGCCAAGUACACGUACAGGUUCACGAUCAUCAAUCAAAAGUCCAGCCACAACAAAGUGUACGAGUCGUCGUUCCCCCUGCACAUCGGCAAGUCGUUGCUCAUCCCCAACUACUCGACGAAGGAUCUGCUGAUCGAGGAUGGCUACCUGCUGCCCGAGAAGGACAUCCUGCUGCUGCAGUUCUCGUUCAAGCCGCUCAACUUUUGUCACCUGACCAACGACCUCAAGUACUACAUCACAAUGUUGGAGACACAGAACAGCAUGCUGCGCAGACAUCAGCAGCACUCUCAUUCACACUCGCACUUCUCUGGAGGUGGCAGUGGCAGUAGCAGCAGGCUGGCGAGCUCUUACGAUGUGGACCGAUCGCCUGGCGUCAUCACUGACGAAGAGUACUUUGGCGACGAUGAGAAGGAGUCUGCGCCCAAGCCUCAGCGUCCAGCCAAGCGAUCCAGACGCAGUCCUACCGCAUCACUCUAUCUCAAUUUAAAGUAUAGUGAGGAUGAUGACUUUGAUGACUUUGACGAGGAACAGGCUGUUGAUCAGAUUGAUGAUGACCAUGAUGAUGAUGACGACGACGAUGAUGAGGAUGACGAUGAGUCGUCCACUUCAUCUUCCUCAUACUCUGAUGAUCAACAACAAUCAAUCUCUGGCACAGAGAGCGAGGAGUUGAACGUCAAGCCCACCUACUCAUACAAGUCAGUCUAUGGCUACAAGCGUACAGGCAUCAGCAGUAGUGGUGGCAGCAGUGGCGGUAACAAGAGUAGCAGCAACAGCAUUGGCAACAGCAUUGGCAACAGCAUUAGCAACAGCAUUAGCAAUAGUAGUAGCAGUAGUAUAAUCAACUCCAAUCAUCUAGACCUUGUAAAUAGUAGUUGUCAAAUAGAUCUAGACAGUAUAGACAUAAUCAACAAUAUCAAUGGCGGUAAUAACAACAACAGCAACAAUAGUAGUGGCGGUGGCAAUGGCGAUGGCAAUGACGACAGCGACAUUCUAAACAAUGACAGUAUAGCUUCACAAUGGGACCUACAGUCCCAAUUCAACUCCUUAAACCUAGGCGGAAAGUGGCGGUAUGAUUACCACAGACACAACAACAACAACAACAAUGAGAGUAGCGAUAACAACAACAACAAUAAUAAUAGUAGCAGGAGCAAGUUCAACUAUCUAUCAGAGAUUGACGAUAGCAUUCGCAUCCUGGACCAGUCUCAUGAGAACACUGAGAACGAGAUGGGCUAUGAGGAGAUGGAACCGAUUCCACCAAUCAUCAUACCGCCCACCUCUCCCAUCACCAAGACCAAGACAUCUACCUCGCGAGCACCAAGAUUACCACCUCGUCCACAACUUCUCACCUCUGCCAACAUCGAUGAUCAAGUGGAUGAUGUAGAGGAAGACAACAACGACCAAGAUGAGGACGAGGAUGAUGAAGAUGAUCAAGGAGAUGACGAGAUGCCUGACCACUAUGAUGUAUCGAACGAAGAAGUGGACAAUGAGGAUGAUAACGAUGAUGAUGAACAACAGAGUCACAGUGACAAUGCGGACCAGGAUGAGGAUGAUGAAGAGAUAAUCUAUAGCGAAGACAACACUCAUGAAGAUUAUGAUAUUGAACCAUUCGACUCUGACGUUGAGUUCCAACCGUAUAAUGAGGACGAAGAGAUAUACAUCGAUCCUACACAUCUAUCAAUAUUCAAUGUCAGUCCUACACUUGUUGGACACUUCAAACAGCAGAGCAGUGGCAGUGGUAGUAGUAACUCACCACCAUCAUCAUCAGCACCACCUCAACUCAAUCAUUCCUCAACCUUCCCGUCCACCAUUCCUUCCAUCCCCUCCUCCCCUUCUUCCUCCAACUUGUCUCAUCACGUCUGA